This is a messenger RNA of Hibiscus syriacus, 979 nucleotides long. RefSeq lists its product as uncharacterized. The transcript has 4 exons. NCBI's taxonomy places the organism in Eukaryota, Viridiplantae, Streptophyta, Magnoliopsida, Malvales, Malvaceae. The record is from RefSeq and is a predicted model, not a curated record. Bases 158 to 895 code for a protein of 245 amino acids.
UUUGUUAGGGUAUUAAACUUCUCCCUCGUUCUAUGGGAUUAGAAGAAUAAUUCUUUGGCAUCUCCGACCCUUAUUUCCUUUAUAGAACUAGAAGACAUUGUUCUUUAGGUCAGUAAGGGCUGUAAAUCAGAAACAAAAAAUCUAGACAGUCAAAACCAUGUCUUCAACAACCGAGAUCGUCGGCGAACAACUCGCCAUCGCUUUCUCCGAUCUCUCCCUUCAAGAUCAGGAUCAGGAGAUGAACAAUAAAGGGGCUGUUAGGGAGGAGAGGUGCCAAAGUCAUGGUGGAAUAUGUGCGAUAUGUUUAGAUAAGAUAGUUCUACAGGAAACUGCACUCAUAAAAGAUUGCGAGCAUGCUUACUGUGUAACAUGCAUCCUUCGAUGGGCAUCAUACAGUAAAAUGCCUACAUGCCCUCAGUGUAAACAUCCAUUCAAGUCCCUCAAUGUUCAUCGCUCACUUGAUGGAAGGAUCAAUGACUACAUGUUUGAGGAAAGCGUGUGCCUGCUUCUUAGAGCCACAUGGUUUGAACCUUUGAAUGUGGAGGAACAUGAAGAAGUAUAUGAUGAUGUGCAAGAUUAUUAUUCCUAUUAUCCUUACGAAGAUGAGGACGAAGAAGUAUAUUACACCAGUUCACCUAGUCUCCGCAUCGGGAAUCGGAGAUGGGGUGAUAAUGGAUAUGUAAGAUCAGGGCGCCGAGAAGCCAGGCCUUUACAACAGUCAUCCAUUUUCCAGAAUGCUGCUGCAUCAUCUUCAACUUCAAGUGAGCCAAAGAAGAAAGAGGUUUUGAAAAAUACGAUGGGACGAAGGGCAAAGAGGGCACUGAAGCGGGAAGCAGAGGAUAAGGCAGCGGCAGCAAAACAUCAAGAGCAUUUGAUGAGGUUGGGGCGGAAGUGAUUUCUUUGAUGCAAUGUCUUUUUAGAGAACAUUGUACCAAAGUAAUUUGGGUGAUUCGAUAAAAAAGAAUUCCUGUAUUCUAUC